CCUGUACGUAAAAGUAACUAAUUUUUGAAGUUUGAAAACGUGUUCGUUGUCUGCUGUUUCGUGACUCGUGACGCUGUGUUUUAUUUACAUUUGUAUAUCGUACACGUGUGUUGUAAGGAAUAUGCAGUUAAAAAUGUCAAAACCAUUUGACAAGAGUUUUGUCAAGCAAUUACUACAAAAAGAAAACGAAUUUAUUGUACAAAUAUUUUCAAAAACCCCUUUGCCUGUAUCUAAAUUGGUUUCAGACGAACAAGAUAAGUUAGCAACGCAGAAUGUAAAAGCUACGUCAAAAGCUGAAGUUUUCACAAAUUCGAGUACAAAAGCGAAACGAGCGAACACCUUUGAAGAACUACAUGCUAAACUUGAAGGAUUAAAAAAUGUAAAAAGGCUAGGUUAUAAAGGCAAACAGUUAAAGAAAAAUUUGAAAAACAAAAUGAAAAAGAUGUCUAAGAGAGAAGAGCGUUUAUUGCGAAAGAAAUUAAUUAAAAUAGAACAAAAUGCAACAGGUUUAUCUAAAAUUAAAAAAGAAGAUGGGGAAAUGCCAAAAAUUCCGAGACCAAAGCCCAUAUUUAAUUCGGAAGGCAAAAUGGUAUUCAGUAAGUUUGACUUUUCUGAAAUUGGAACUAAAAAGAAACCACCCAAGUCUGAAAAAGAUCCCAAAAAAGUUUUACUUCAGUUGAAACAGAAAAAAGAAAAAUUGAAGAUAAUGGAGCAAUCAGGUGAAAAAGAAAAAGUUGAAGAAAUUAAAGAAAAAGAAGCAUGGAAAUCGGUUUUAGCAAAAGCCAGUGGUAACAAAGUGAAAGACGAUCCUGACUUAUUAAAACGAACGAUAAACAGAAAUGAACAAAAAAAGAAACAUAGCGCUAAGAAAUGGGAGUCUAGGUUAGAAAACGUGCAGAAAGGUAUUCGAGAAAGGCAAGAAAAACGUCAAGAAAAUAUAAUGAAACGAAAAAAAGAUAAGAAAUUAAAUAAAUUAAAAAAAGCUACUAAAAAGGGGCGGGUGAUGCCUGGGUUUUAAAUGUAAUAUAUCAAAUAUUACGGAGUAGAGUCAUUUAUCAUAUAAGACUUGCGUGUAUAUCGUGCAUCGUCUACUCUAUUGCAUUAAAAACAACGAAAGCCGGAUGCCAACGGGAUAAUUAUGAAUUCCGAUUUGUAGCUGUUAAACAUAGAUGAAAUUAUACAAAGUGAUAUUCCAUUGCAUACCCUUCCCUUGAGGAACUUAUUGUGCUUCGUUAUUAAUAUUUUAACACGAUUAAACUGUUAUUCAGUUUACAAAUUCUAAAAGAAACAUCGAUCAUUAUGAACAUUUCAUACCUGAUAUGUAUUUACAGACUACUUUUUACUAUCAAUAUUGCGCAAAUUAGUCGUAAGAUACAUAAAAAUAUGAGUUGUUUUUUCAAAAUAGGAUAGUUGUUUGCAUAUCCAACACGAUGGUUUAUAUGCUUUAUUUAUACAUUUUGAUCUUUAUUUGUA
Molecule: messenger RNA, 1473 nt
Organism: Hylaeus anthracinus
Lineage: Eukaryota; Metazoa; Arthropoda; Insecta; Hymenoptera; Colletidae
Gene: Surf6
Product: surfeit locus protein 6 homolog
Exons: 4
Coding region: 122-1018 (298 amino acids)
Biological process (GO): ribosomal small subunit biogenesis; ribosomal large subunit biogenesis
Cellular component (GO): nucleolus
Molecular function (GO): RNA binding; DNA binding
Source: RefSeq, a predicted model, not a curated record